CGUUUUUGUGGAGAGAGGGGAGAAACCAUGCUGCCUGAAGGGUCUCGUGAUUUCAGAAUCAAACAAGAAGAAGAUGCGUGAAGAUGGUGACUCUUUGGCAAGUAACUGAUAUAACUCCAAAGUAUAAAAGAAAGGAAAAGGAAAGGAGACGCAUUCUCUUCGUUUCUCUCCAGCGAAGGGCAAUGGCAGGUCCUUUUGACAAGCAAGCGGAACUCUACCCCGACGCUCGCCUAAACUAUCCCGAAGAAUGGUUCUCUCUCCUUGCUUCUCGCACCCUUCGUCGCUCCCUUGCUUGGGAUGUCGGCACCAGCAAUGGCCAAGCUGCCGUCACUGUUGCUGAGCACUAUGAUCUGGUGAUUGGAACAGACAUUGACGAAGCCCAGCUAAAAUGUGCGAUGGCCCAUCCACGGGUCCGUUACCUUCACACCCCGCUCUUCCUCUCCGAGGAUGAUCUCAUAACUCGGAUAGGCAGUGAGAACUUGGUCGACCUGGUAACGGUGGUCCACGCUGUCCACUGGUUCGACCUCUCGAGCUUCUACUCAGCGGCUAUCCAAGCCUUGAGAAAGCCUGGUGGGAUAAUCGCCUUAUGGUGCUACAGUGGCGUAGAGGUGGACUCCACCUUCGACCCUGUCAUGAAGAAGUUCCAUGAUACAACUCUGCCCUACUGGGACUCGAGGAUGCAGUAUGUGUUCGACGGAUACAAGACACUCCCAUUCCCAUUUGAGAGUGUGGGGCUCGGCUCUGAAGGUGAGCCCUUUGAGCUGGACAUCCCGAAGGAGAUGUCUUUCGAAUGGUUCUUGGGGACGUUGAGGACUUGGUCUGCUGUGGCCGUCGCAAAGGAAAGAGGUGUCGAUUUGUUGCCUGAGAGUGUGGUGAAGGAGUUUGAGACUGCUUGGGGCGGACCCGGCUUGGUGAGAUCUGUAGUUUACAAAGCAUUUGCGCUCGUCGGUUCAGUCAAGCUGUGAUCUCUCUUCCAUCUGCUGUAAGAGUUAUAUUAAUCCAACAAAAACAGCUCUGAUAUCAAACCAGUAAUACAUCGCAAAAAUUUGGUCCAUUAAUUCGUGAGUAUACUGCAAGGAGGGUGAUGGCAUGUUACAUUUCAUUCAAAAACUCUCAGCUUCUUAUAUGUAGCGUCCUUUCAAACGGUUGGCUUCA
This is a messenger RNA of Punica granatum (pomegranate), 1155 nucleotides long. NCBI's taxonomy places the organism in Eukaryota, Viridiplantae, Streptophyta, Magnoliopsida, Myrtales, Lythraceae. The record is from RefSeq and is a predicted model, not a curated record.